AUGAACCGACCUGUUGUGGCUACCCGAUCCGCUCGAAUCACUCCUUCCGCCGUUACGAGUACUCGGACCCCAAUCUCAAACGAGGGUCAAUGGACUCGCAGCAAGUCGCGCUCGCCUUCUCGACAUGGCGCUGGUACUCGUUUGGACCCAUUCAAUGUAGAUGCGUCUUCAAACACGGGACAACCCUCAGUCAAACGAAAGCGGUCCCUUAACUCUGUUGGGAACAGUAAUUCACCUGUCAUCAUGGACGACGUUGACCGUGGGCAACGAAUCAAGUCCAAACCACUCCUGCAUCGCACAAUGCCUCCUUCUGCCUCCUCUUCGCGACCUCGUAAAGACAGAGAGACCUCUGCCAGACCACGGAGUCAUCUCGAUAGCUCACAUCACACCCAGCAACUUCCCACCGUCAACCCGACAAUACGCCAGGUCGACACCAACACAACCAAAGAGCGUCAGGACGUGGCCACUGCUAUAGAAUUCGAGCGCAUGCGCAAAGAGCUAGAAACGCUCAAGAAAGAGAGUAAAAAACAAGCGAAAAAGCAGAAUAAGACUAUCGAGGACCUUAAGGCACAGCUAGCUGCGGAGAAACUCAGCCGAGAACAACAAGAAAGGGCUCUCACUGUUGUUUCGACCAAACUUUCCAAAAACGAGCAACUCGUUCAAACGAUAGAGUCUUCCCUACAAUGUCAAAUCUGUAUUGAACUACUCUCACGGCCUCAUCUCCUCGUGCCAUGUGGCCAUAUCUUCUGCUCUGGCUGUCUGGAGCAAUGGUUCCGUGCCGCACCAGCAGGAGAAGACGAGGACGAUGACAUGGGUGAUGAUUUUUUGCUUCAUCGCGAAAAGAAAUGCCCUACAUGUCGUGCAAGGGUGGUAAGACGGCCAGUUCCUACUUUUAUUGUCAAGGAUGUCGUCAACACACUGCGGCCAACCCCUCCUUCCGCUGGUACUGAAAACGAUCCAUGGAAGGGAUUAUUCUUGGAAGACUAUGAUUCAGACGGCAGUAACGACGAUGAAGACAUGGAAGAUUAUGAUGGGUAUUCUGAUGGCGGAUCAGAAGAUGCCCACGCUGCCGUGUUCGGCCACUGGCCCAGAGAUGAGCUCGCUGCGUUGAUGUUUGGCGCCAAUCCGCUGGCUGGAUACUACGGCUCGAACAGCGGCAGCGAUGAUGGCAUGGGUCACGGCUCUGAAGACGACGAGUCUGGCUCGGGCUCCGAAAACGAGGAUGAUGACGAAGUUUACUCAGACGCUGAAGAAGAAUUGUUUGCGGCCCCUGUCGACCGUACCAUCUGGCCCCAACACAAUGUCCAAGACGCUUUGCAUAUCGGAGCAAUCAACAACAACCCAUGGUAUCCACCACUCGCUUUCCAAGAGGAAGAACUAGAAGAGAUCCAGCCCCGGCGGAGGAGGCGUAACGGUUGGAACUGA
Molecule: messenger RNA, 1425 nt
Organism: Mycena indigotica
Lineage: Eukaryota; Fungi; Basidiomycota; Agaricomycetes; Agaricales; Mycenaceae
Product: RING finger domain protein
Exons: 4
Coding region: 1-1425 (474 amino acids)
Biological process (GO): DNA damage tolerance; protein monoubiquitination
Molecular function (GO): single-stranded DNA binding; metal ion binding; ubiquitin protein ligase activity
Source: RefSeq, a predicted model, not a curated record